AAAAUAGGACACGUCUUGUAAAAUAUAACAUGUUCCAGCUGUACUCCGAUGACAGACACUGGCAGCUAAAAGUAUGAUAUAUAAUGGUUUUGAAUUUCAGUGUUGCUGUAGCGUCGAUGGAAAGAAAGGCAUACAAGAUGUUACUGUAGUAGUUCGUUUUGAAACAACAGUGUUGAAUGUACUUCGAUCGUGGCGACUAGCGGAUGUGGAAUUAAUCAUUAAUGAAAUUACAUCCAGUAAACACAGAGAAAAUAAGGGAAAACAGGAGUUUGUCAUUCACCACCACUAGAGAAGAACACGUCAGUCAGAGUCGUCGGUUAAGCAGUUUAUUCAACAUUGAAGAUUACCUCAAGGAUGAGGAUUUUGAUUUAAGACCGAAAACUGACUACACAUAUGCAUAUAGUGGUAGCUAUUGUAGAUCAAAACCAGACAAAGACGUGGUGAGUCCCAACAUGUCACGUCGAAGAUUGCGUGCUCGGGAGAGUAUGUCGGAGGACCUGAGCAGCGUGUCACGGUCGUCAUAUCUGGAUGAGCAGAAUAUGUCACGGUAUCGCAAUGAAGAGCUGUCCGAUGAUGAACUAAUGGAGUCGGCAGAUGAACAAGAUUUUUUGCAGUUGUAUCAGAGAGACAAAACGCUUUCAGGAUACCGAGUUGCCCGCACCUCAGACGGGAUGGUGUUGCGUUCUGGAAGCCAUUUGCAUAAACUUUCUUCUGUGAUCCAACAGCAUGAAUUUAACACCAUUGACUUCAACAAAACUUUCUCACCUGUUUACAUGAAUGAAAACAUUAACAAUAAAAACAAAAUGGAAAGAUAUUCGCGAGACAGGAACCAGAACCAAAGCCCCGCCCAGUCUCGGAGUGUCUCGAGGUCCAGUGUCUAUAGCAAUAGCUCGUACGGCAGUGAGACGGGCAAGGAAGUGAGACGAACUCUUGCCAAAGAGUUCAAGGAAUCGGGGCGUGAAAAAGGAGCUCACGAAGAGUCUGAAAAGGGCUGCAAUAAACGGCAGAAGGCAAACCCAAGUCCGUGGUCUCGUGCCACUUCUGUAGUGAGCCACAUGCUUGGAUAUCCAUUAAUCACAAUGUACCAGAUGUGGACAAGCAUUACUGAAAUGACAGAAAUGACCACUCUCUUUGAGACAACUGGCAUAGACUCGCACACAGAUGGUUACUUAUCUAGGUCUACAACGACAACAUACACAGAAAACAAGCCAAAGCGUUAUAGUGACGUUGGCACAAAUACCGAUGAUACAAACCUACUUAUUGACUCUGUAGACUAUGGUGUGCGUUUGCAGACAGAACACCACUAUCAUAAUCACGAAUCAGAAAAAUAUGUCACGAGUCCUAGCAUUUUAAAAAGUACCCCCGCUGCUGGCAAGUCUUCUUGGAUUCAGAGAAUAACGUCCACAUUCACGACGGUCACUGAUGGUUUGGAUGAUGAUGACGUUUCAGAUUCUGACUCCUACAGCACCAGCACAGAUGGAUCAAGAAAGUCAAAACAAAGAGUUGAAAACAAAACAAAAAAAGGCAUCAGGGAAAGAUUCAGAGGUUCCAUGUGUGCUAUAUGGCAACGCAUCGGUGUGCCUGUUCGAGAUAUUUUGAAGCUUCUGUAUUCCUGGAUAUAUCACUUCAUUAUUGUUGAUAUCUGGGUGUUGGCAAAACGACCCAAGGUGUUAUUAUGGUGUUUAUUGAUACCUCUCUUCCUUUUGUUUCUACCAUUUUUCCUGCGAUCUGUUUUCAGUGGUGGUGUGAACCUUUGGUGUUUUACCUGUGCAGCAAUGCAAGCUGGUAAUAUAUUAUCCCAUUCACUUUACAAUGCAAAGUCAACAUUCCUUACUUCGUUUUCGUCAUUUUCAUCACCAUCAUCACUUCAGGCAGAGACAGAACAUCAUGUUCCUCAGUUUUCUGCCCACAAUACAGGAAAUUUUAAAGACAGGGUGAAACAGAUAAUAUUCCAGCUGCAGAAGAAUCAAAGUCCACAGCUAAAUGCCAUAGACAUUGAGCGUAUUGUCAAAGGAGUUAUCAGUGAAGAGUUGGCUGUCUUGAAAGUAGAUCUGUCGCGCAGGAUAAAUGAGGCUAAAGGACAUAUGGAUUCAUGGCAAAUGGAACAGAAGCUAAAGUUUGUUACACUGAAAGAUAACAUCAACUUAGCUAUGACAGAAUCAAAGGAAUUUGAAAGGAAAUUAGAAGACGCUAUUGCUAAGACAUCUAAGCAAACCAAGCAAGACGUGAACUUGGCAAGAGAUAAGAUUCGGCUGCUGGAGGAACAGAUACAGUCUCUCGGUACUGACAUUGCUCAGCUUCGUCUAGAACAUUUUGAAAUGCUGGGAGAGGUCAAAAAUUGUUGUCACAAUGAUACAUUCUUUGCUGCUGUCAUUAAGAGUCAGAUCAAUGACAUAAUUUCCAAGAUUGUGGCUGGUGGUGGAGGUACUGGUGCAGACUCACAUGGUGGCUUCGUAUCUUGGCUGAACUCCAACUACGCGAAGAAGGAAGAUUAUGACAACACAAUAGCUGACCUGAAGGCAAUGGUUGAAAACAGAUUGAACAAGAUCAUGAGGCAACAGGAUGCUAACAAAAUGUUUGUUCCCUCUGGGAGUUCCAAGGGAAGUGGUGUUAGUGAAGAGUAUGUACGUUUUAUUGUGGAUGAAGCUAUUCAGAAGUUCAGUGCAGAUAAAACAGGCAUGGCUGACUAUGCUUUGGAAUCAAUAGGUGGCAGUAUCAUUAGUAUCCGGUGUUCUGUCACUUACUACAAAAAGACAGCACUUGUCAGCAUAUUUGGAAUACCUCUGUGGUAUGCGUCCAACUCUCCAAGAACAGUCAUUCAGCCUGAUGUCUACCCUGGUCAGUGCUGGGCAUUCAAGGGUUCCCGUGGUUACCUAGUUAUACAGCUGGCCACUGCCGUCCAGCCAACAGGCUUCACCUUGGAGCAUAUUUCUAGACUGUUAUCACCAGCAGGAAAUGUGGACAGUGCACCCAAAGACUUUUCUGUGAUUGGUUUGACGAAUGAACGUGAAGUUGAAAAGGGAAAACAUUUAGGCAACUACACCUACAACCAAGAAGGAAACCCUGUCCAGUUUUUCCCAGUACAGGCUGUGCAACUGGACUUCUACCCCAUUGUUGAGCUAAGAAUAUUGAGUAACCAUGGCAAUCCAGAAUACACCUGUUUGUAUCGAUUCCGUGUUCAUGGAAUGCCAUACAAAAAAUAGAAUGAUUGCUUCAGUAAAUAACACUGUCAAAAGACCAGACAAAAGUCAGUACAUUGUGACAGUGGCAAGAAUGUACCAAUAUGGUCCUGAUAUUAAAAACCCCAACCAAAAACUAGUGUAAUCAUCAGCUAAACAAAUAGAUCAGAUUCUCACAUAUUCUACUUCACGUGCAGUAUCUUUAUUAUGUGUAUACCCAAAUAAUGGUAAUCAUUGUCAAAAAAGCAACAGAAAAAUAAUCAAAUUUUAGACACUGGUGUUGCAUUUUCUCUGUUUAAUAUUUACAAAUGUGAACAGAAACAUCAAAUAUAACUGUUAACUUUAAAUUGUUAAUUAAAAGAAUCAGUUUGCCUUGCUGGCUUUUUCCCAAGUUAUUGAGUCAUGCAUAUGCAUCCAACCACUACUUGAACAGUAUCUUCUGCGUGCCCCCCCCAACUUGGUUUAAAUAUUCCACCGAUAGUGGGAGGUCCGAGAAAAACAAUUCACUCUAACAUUAAAACAAAAUCUUGAUAGUAAGUAGUUGGUUUUCAAAAACAUUUUAGGUUAGUCUUCCAUCAAACUUUUCAUAUCUAAAAACAAAUUUGGUUCAAAGAUCUAUAAAAUUUUCAUAUUAAACAGAGAAUCUCAACCGCAUUGGAAUAACUGUCAGUAUAGACAGUCACAGAAUCAAAUAACAUUCAAAUUACUCUCCGAUUUAAUUGACUAUGGUUUUAAAUUUCAUAUUGGUGGCAUCAAAUAAUAUGUGCUUUCUGGUGUCAUUAAACAUGUAUUAUUUAAUGCCAUUUAAUUGAAAAGUAUGGACUUUCCUUUAUAAAAAAAAAAAAAAAAAAAAAACGGAAAAAAAACAAAACCCUACCUCUUGUGACUGGCAAUGAUUAUCUAACAUUUGACUUAAUUUUUUGACUUUAUUUGUACUGGUAUUUUUUGCCAUUUUGGUGUAUUAUUGAAUUCUAAAAAAAAGAUAUAAAAAAAAUAUUCCCACUUCUCAUUAGUGCUUUAUUGAUGUCCUUGUAUUAAAUAUGUCUUUGUGAUUUGUAACAUUCACUAUAUUAGUAUAUUAUGCGUGGUGUAAAUAUUUGUACUUUUGAAUGUUCAUUAAAAAGCAAUAUUUAUGCAGUCAGUUAAAAGGGUUGAAAAAUUAGCUGGACUUUCAGGGUGAAGUUUGAAAUAUGAAUUGGCAUUAGAUGCUUUAAUUUACAUAUACCACAAAUCCUUAGUCAUUAUGUUUAAACAGUUCUCUUAUACCACCCUUGGCAAAUCAUUUAAUCUUUCUGUUGCAUAUUAUAUCCUUGCCAAAUAGUAAAAAUAAUUUAAAAUUUUAAAGUCUCACAAUUUUGUUACACAAAGUUAGUAUUUCAUAAACAACCCAAAGGUGAAACAUUUUACUAAAUUGUUAAGCUUUAAGAACAAUAUGGCUACAUCUGGUUGUUGAUUGGCCAUCAAAAUAAAAUUUUUACGUUUGUCCAUCCGUCCAUCUAUACACAGCUAAAUGGAUUUUUUGUAGAACUUACUUGAGCCAGAUUCACAGUUGGGUGCACUUCUUGUAUAUUAUUGUCUAUGGCAUAUCAUUAUAUAAACCAUAUUCUAAUACUAGUUCAUUAAUAUCCUAAUGCUAGGUCAUUCAUCCAUCUCCAUUCCACUGUUGUUCUUAAAGUGUCUUAUAAUAUAUAUAUUCCUUUUGUUUUAAUGUGUAUGUCUUUUGUUUUUUUAACCUGCAUAUUUAUUCAAGUGUUGUGUUCAUGAUGCGAUAUAUGUGAAUCUCAUUUGUGUUAAUCUCACUCUUUUGCUUUGGAGAUUGUCAAAUAAAGUGGCAAACAUAACCAACACCAUACAUGGCAAUAGAAGAAUUGUGCUAAAUAUUAUGUGGGUUUUUAAAAAUUAUUCCUAUAGUUGGUGUGAACUUUUAGAAUAGAUUUUAACUGUACAGCAUUUUAUCGGUUAUUUGUUUCAGGGAGCUUUCUUUUAAAGUCAACUUGGCAGUUGUAAUGCAUUAACUCUGCGUCUUCAGUAUCUAAAAUCAAAUAGUGUCCAACAGGCUACUUCUUUUUUCUUUUAUAUUUUAUUUAUCUAUCCUAAAUCUCUGCCUUUUCACAAGAUCUGUGUUGCAAUACAUUAUAUAUUUCAGUAAAUUUGUAUCAUUAACCACAAGAUGUAUAUUAUAUCAAAAUACAUUGCCUUGGUUUUGGUUGUUAAAUUUGUUAUUUUUAAAUUAUUAUUAUAUAGGCAAAACUAUUGUUAGUAUUGUGCAAUAUUAUUCAGUUUUGUUUUUGUUUUAUCAAUAUUACUGUACAUUUGGUUGUUGACACUAAAAAUAUAACGUGUUCUAUGUGGGGAAUUAAGAAACUUUAAAUUUAUUGAUAUCUAUAAAGCAGUGUAAUGCAUACAUAUAGCACUUAAUUAUGUUGAUUUUUAAAACUGAUUUUUCAGUAAAUUUGAAAACAUCAAGAUCUCUCUUCUUUUAAACAGGGUAAUAGUAUUGGAAUGGAUGGUUAAUUUUAGCUUUCAAUUUAAAUGGUAAAUGAUACAUGCAUACAAAAUUACUACUUUAUGUUAAGGGUCCACAUUGUUUGAAAACCACAUUUUAACUGACUGUCCUGAAUCUUUUUACAAGAGAAUCUGUCCUGGAAACAGAUGAUUUUAGGUGAUCUCCUCUCUUGUUGUGAUGUAUAUGAUCACCAAGUAUAUCCAAGCAAUCUUCCCCGAGUGCAAAUAUGUUCAGAAUGUGGAGCAGGUUUACACAAUGAGAAUCUUUCUCUUUUUUUGGCAUAUCUAUUAACUUAUUUUCUUUAGUUUCUUUAAAAUAUGUCUCUAGCAUAACUAUUCCUGGUGAACUAGAAUAUUUUUAUUGUUAGUUUUUGUCGUGUUUGCUUAAUUUAUUAUAUACUAUGUUAUACUAAUAGAAUGCUUCAUUUAUUAUCAUUCAUUUAUACAGUAUCCAUAGUUCAUAAAUAAAGAAAUCUUAUCAUAA
Molecule: messenger RNA, 6168 nt
Organism: Gigantopelta aegis
Lineage: Eukaryota; Metazoa; Mollusca; Gastropoda; Neomphalida; Peltospiridae
Product: SUN domain-containing protein 2-like
Exons: 22
Coding region: 222-3203 (993 amino acids)
Biological process (GO): nuclear envelope organization
Cellular component (GO): meiotic nuclear membrane microtubule tethering complex; nuclear envelope
Molecular function (GO): protein-membrane adaptor activity
Source: RefSeq, a predicted model, not a curated record